This is a messenger RNA of Ceratina calcarata, 4274 nucleotides long. RefSeq names its product serine/threonine-protein phosphatase 2A 56 kDa regulatory subunit gamma isoform. The transcript has 9 exons. Gene Ontology annotation, biological process: signal transduction; protein dephosphorylation. Gene Ontology annotation, cellular component: cytosol; protein phosphatase type 2A complex; nucleus. The coding region runs from base 338 to 2152 and encodes 604 amino acids. Gene Ontology annotation, molecular function: protein phosphatase activator activity. NCBI's taxonomy places the organism in Eukaryota, Metazoa, Arthropoda, Insecta, Hymenoptera, Apidae. The record is from RefSeq and is a predicted model, not a curated record.
CGCAUGCUAUAAGAGAAAACAGUGUUCCUUCCGACGAGGAGAGAUCGCGGACACGCGCGCGUUCCAGAGAGAGAGAGAGUGUAUAUGUGCGUGUUUGAGGGCGAGAAGGAGAGGGAAAAAGUGUGGAAGAGAGAGAGUGAGAGAGAGAGUGAGUGAGUGAGUGAGAGAGGACAACGAUGACAGGGAUAGGAGAGAAAGGGAAGAAGGGAGAGUAAAGAGUAUACGGGGAAACAACCCCGGUAGCCGAGACACCGAAGGGUGUAGCGUGAUUCCGAUUUCUUAAUAUCUGUUUCGUUGGUGUACGUUUUCUCGGCUCAACGUUCCGGAGGACCUGACAAUGGUACUUCAACUAAUUCUCCGUUUCCGUUUUGUGACAUCGCAAGAUGCGACGAAGAUCGGCAAGGACAAGGGAAAGAACGGCAAGGACGGCGAGACAAGUGACGAGGCAAACAAGGUAGCAGGAGGGCCACCGGUGACCAGUGCACCACCGCCACCAACGCUGAUCAACAAGAUCAAAUAUCAACCCGGAGGUCCUGUGAUAAAGAAAGAUAAGCGGCAAAGUAGCUCAAGGUUUAACAUAUCGAAAAAUCGCGAACUUCAGAAGCUGCCCCUUUUGUCUGAAACACAACAAGGGAACGAAAGGGAAGAACUAUUUAUCCAGAAACUACGGCAAUGUUGUGUGUUGUUCGAUUUCGAAUCCGAUCCUUUAUCGGAUUUAAAAUGGAAGGAGGUGAAGCGUACCGCCCUAAACGAAAUGGUCGAGUAUGUCACCAAGAACAAGAAUGUGAUCACAGAGGCGAUUUAUCCUGAAGCGGUGAACAUGUUCGCAGUAAACUUGUUCCGCACUCUUCCACCGUCCUCGAACCCAAAUGCGGCAGAGUUCGACCCGGAAGAGGAUGAGCCGACGUUAGAGGCGGCCUGGCCUCACUUGCAACUCGUUUACGAGUUCUUCUUGCGAUUGCUGGAAUCUCAAGAUUUUCAGCCGUCCAUCGCAAGACGUUACAUAGACCAAAAGUUCGUGCUGCAGCUAUUGGAGUUAUUCGACUCGGAAGAUCCACGGGAGAGAGAUUUCCUGAAGACUACCCUUCAUAGGAUUUAUGGGAAAUUUUUGGGACUCAGAGCUUAUAUCAGAAAACAAAUAAACAACGUUUUCUAUCGAUUUAUAUAUGAGACCGAACAUCAUAAUGGUAUCGCUGAACUUCUCGAGAUUUUGGGAAGUAUAAUAAACGGAUUCGCAUUGCCACUGAAGGAGGAACAUAAAAUAUUUCUAUUGAAGGUGCUAUUACCUUUGCACAAAGCCAAAUCGCUCUCUGUAUAUCACCCUCAGUUGGCAUAUUGUGUAGUUCAAUUUUUGGAAAAGGAUCCAUCUUUGACCGAACCUGUUAUCAGAAGCCUCUUGAAGUUUUGGCCGAAAACACAUUCCCCGAAGGAAGUCAUGUUUCUAAACGAACUCGAAGAGAUCCUGGACGUGAUCGAACCGGCGGAAUUCCAAAAAGUUAUGGACCCAUUGUUUAGACAAUUAGCAAAAUGCGUAUCAUCUCCACAUUUUCAGGUGGCUGAAAGAGCUCUCUAUUACUGGAACAACGAAUAUAUCAUGUCCCUUAUAUCGGAUAACUAUUCUGUCAUUCUGCCAAUCAUGUACCCAGCAUUUUACAGAAAUUCCCGUAAUCAUUGGAACAAAACCAUUCAUGGUUUAAUCUACAAUGCACUGAAAAUUUUUAUGGAGAUGAAUCAAAAAGUAUUUGAUGAAUGCACGCAACAGUAUUAUCAGGAUCGUCAGAGAGAGAGGAAGCUAAUGAAGGAUAGGGACGAAGCGUGGUCGCGUAUUGAGCAAUUAGCAAUGAAACAUCCAGCUUACAACACGACUAUAAAGGGUAUACAGCAGAAUACAAUGUCUAGUACGAUAUCACAGCAGCAGUUAGACAGUCCACCGCCUGACGAGGACGGAGAUACGGACCAAACUCCGCUCACAUUGGAGAAGAUAGAAGCGAAAGCGAACGAGGCGAAGAAAAUGAAUAAUUCCAAUAAAGCGAAGCCACUUCUGCGAAGGAAAAGUGAUUUACCCCAAGACACAUACACAAUGCGGGCAUUGUCCGACCACAAACGCGCCGACGAAUACCUCGUCACUCCACCGGAUCCCAACAAUUGCUAGUCUCUACCGCAAUUUCUUCCCAUGUAUCCUCUCUUUUGCUGUAGUGAUAUUGGGAGUUAGCUUUUUCGAAGAACGAGAGUAGUACGAAACAGCGAUGAGUCGGAUUCUAAUUGAUGGACAUUAUCACACUCGACGGGGAACCGUCUGCAGAACAGAGAUUGAUCGUAUAGAGAAGCCAACAAUGUCGUAAUUAUCUCUUAUUCCCUUCCCCAAAUACCUCCUCCUGUAUCGAAACUAACGAGAUGUGUAUUGCAAGAUAUCUUUUUCUUUAUAUCUCGGUAAACGAAAAAAAAGCUUUCUCUCAUUGCACCCAGCACUUUCGGAAGAUGUAAUCCGUGUCCGUAGUAGAUUACUAUAAAGAAAAGGAAAAAAUGCUGAUAACUUCCUAUAUACUCUUCGAGUUGAUUUACAUAAGAUAUUGCGAGAAUUAUGCAGAUAUUACGUAAUUGCUAAUAAAAAAAGAAAAAAUCAUGGAGAUGUGAAGAACCUAGUGAAUAAGGGCCCUAAGUAUAUUUAGGGUGUCUUAGUAACUUUGUUUCAGGUCGAUGUAUCCAUUAUUUUUAUGAUACUGCCAGACGAACAAAUUUUUCAGUUCACGUAUUGUAAUGUAAAAUAUUCUUCCUCGGAAUCAUAUUCUUCGAUAUUCUCUUUUCCGUUUCUCUUCGUAUUAUUAAAAGUAACGAGUAUAUUCUCUUUUGAUAAAGUUACUGAGUCACUCUGUAUAUAUGCACACAGAGUAUUUUAUAAAUUGUAGAUUUCUUGCGUAUGGGGAAGUCUAUCGCUGACAAUAAGACAGUUUUCUCGCAUCCAUAAGUACUCCCUGACAUUCUUAAAUUGUCUAUUGUAUUCGACAUGAAAUCCAGACGUAAACAUCAAAUUCUGUAUCAGAGUUUACAUAAAUGAAAACCCGUUUACGUUCGUUUUUAAGAUGUAUGUUGUCUUGCUUUUGGCGGGGGAUUCUCUUCAUAUCAUAGGAAUGUAUGAUUUAUCAAAAACCCUCUCACUCUAUACAUAUUCCAAAUAAACAAAAAAGUUUUAUACGAAUACAACGCGGUCACGAUACAAAAGCGGUCAAAGAGGAUUGACCACUUGCUUGAUGUUGUAUUAAUAAUGAUAAAAAAAAAAGCAAAUUUUAGUAUGCAUUGUCCAAGGCGCUACUCUUCUGAGCGAGGUUCCCAUUGAUGCGCAAACGACAGACAUUAAAUAACAUACAAGUGAUAUAUAGUUGCUUCAAACGCUACCAGCUCGUAACUUAGCGGCAAAUAAAAAAGUGGAAGAAAAGUGAAAAAAUUGCAAAAAGAAGUGAAAACAUCGUUUUAGAGUUAGAUGAACGUGAUAGCACUAUUUUAGAAUAUCGAUUGUUACAAAUCUGAAUAUUCCUGAACGUACUACUUUUAUAUCUGUCGUGCCUAGAUGCCUGUGGAACGCAUUCGCAAGAAUCGCCUCUGCCAGAGGCCUAUAAUUAAGAAUCGUUAAACAAAAGAAGAAGAAAAAGAAGAAAUAAUAUGCAACGAGUUAUAAGCGCGACGUUAUCGAAUAGUAUAAUCGUCAUCAUAAAUCUUUCCCAAGUCCCAAGGACGUUUAAGUGAACGUUGCGUCGUUGCCCUCGUCAGUUUGAGAAACAAAAACGAAAAGAAAAACGUUAUAUUAGUUCGUUGCUAACAAAAGAGAAAAAACGUAAUGGGAGAAGAAGGCGGAGGAUAGAAAGAAAUAAUGAAGUUUAAAAGAGAAAAGAACGAUCUAAGCGAGAUAACCAUUUAGUCUUUACGCUGCUGGCAGGCUGUUAUGUUUAAACAUUGUAAGGGAUGAAACUUGUUGAGAAUAGAAAUACGAUUAGCACUUAUUAAAACGACGGAAAUUAAAGCCAAAUGAGAUAAAUAUAAAAAGAAGAAAAAUUUAUUUACUAUUUAAUCGUCCCUUCAGAAGGAGAAUGGCUGUUUUUGUUAUGAAAACCAUAAAAUAUGGGUAUUCUUGUCGAUAAUAAUUUUUAUUAUCAAGUGCAGUGUAAUCUCGAUAGACUUCAUUGAAUCGGUGCGAAUGUGUUUGGAUUUUUGAAAGAUUUGAUUGGAAACACUGUAUCUUGCGCAACAAGUAUUUAAUAAUAAAAGUAUUUUUAGUAAAA